This is a messenger RNA of Zonotrichia albicollis (white-throated sparrow), 779 nucleotides long. The record is from RefSeq and is a predicted model, not a curated record. NCBI's taxonomy places the organism in Eukaryota, Metazoa, Chordata, Aves, Passeriformes, Passerellidae.
UGGUGGAGGACAUCACCGCCAUCGACGUGCAGGUGGGGCAGCUCUUCGAGGAGGGGGUGAGGCGGGCACAGAGCAGCGAUUCCAGUCGGCGCGCCUUCUCCGUCUACAGCAGCUCGCGGGCACCCGGCCGCUAUGCCCCCAGCUACACCCCCAGUGCCCCCAUGGACACCCACCUGCUCAGCAACAUCCAGAAGCUUUUCUCUGAGCGCAUUGACAUCUUCAGCCCUGUUGAGUUCAACAAGGUGUCGGUGCUGACGGGGAUCAUCAAGAUCAGCCUGAAGACGCUGCUGGAGUGCGUGCGGCUGCGCACGCUGGGGCGCUUCGGGCUGCAGCAGGUGCAGGUGGACGGGCACUACCUGCAACUCUACCUGUGGCGCUUCGCCUCCGACGAGCGCGUGGUGCAGGGGCUGCUGGACGAGGUGGCCGCCAGCGCCGCCCACCGCUGCCUCGACCCCGUCCCCAUGGAGCACAGCGUGGUGGAGCUCAUCUGCGAGCGCGGGUAGGAUCAGGGACAGGGACGUGCCACACCGGGGCCUCUUACACCUCUGGGGACACACCUGGGCCCUCUGAGUCCCUGCACGUACAUGAGGGCAAUCUGUGUGACCUUCCCAACAAGAGUGUCCUCACAAGGAUGUCCUUGUCGCACCAUGUUGUUCAAACCCCCCCCUUCCCCACUGCUUCCCCAGCCCAGUGACACAGUGUCAUCCCCUCACCCUGGUGACAUUCCCUUGUGCCUGGAGACAGCCCCUUUGUCACUAAUAAAUUAUGUGUGAGUUGAA